AUGCGUACAUCACCCAACAUCAUCAUCACCGGCACCCCGGGGACGGGGAAGACGACACAUUGUGAGAGCCUGGCCGAGAAGAUCGGCGCGCGCCAUCUGUCUGUGAACCAGGUCGUCAAGGACCAGGAAUGCCAUGAGGGAUGGGAUGAUGAAUAUCAGAGCUGGAUAGUGGAUGAGGACAAGCUGUUGGACUCCAUCGAAAAGGAUGUCGAGGCAGGAGGCUGCAUCAUUGACUGGCAUGCAUGCGAUCUCUUCCCCAAGAGCUGGAUCGACCUCGUUGUCGUCCUGAGGGUUGACUCAACGAUUCUGUACGACCGACUGAAGGCACGGUAUGUCUAUGCUCUCUCUCUCACUCCUUUCAAAAGAAAGUACCCCGAGGUCAAGCUUCAAGAGAACCUUGACACAGAAAUCAUGGAGGUACUCCUACAAGAGGCAAGAGAUGCCUUUGACGAAGAGAUUGUCAUUGAGCUGCGCAGUGACACGACUGACGAUAUGGACUCCAACCUGGACCGCAUAGAGACUUGGGUGAACCAGUGGAAAAAGGAUAACGAGGCAUCAUGA
Molecule: messenger RNA, 561 nt
Organism: Geosmithia morbida
Lineage: Eukaryota; Fungi; Ascomycota; Sordariomycetes; Hypocreales; Bionectriaceae
Product: adenylate kinase
Exons: 3
Coding region: 1-561 (186 amino acids)
Cellular component (GO): nucleus; cytoplasm
Molecular function (GO): AMP kinase activity; ATP binding; ATP hydrolysis activity
Source: RefSeq, a predicted model, not a curated record